Molecule: messenger RNA, 1751 nt
Organism: Agrilus planipennis (emerald ash borer)
Lineage: Eukaryota; Metazoa; Arthropoda; Insecta; Coleoptera; Buprestidae
Gene: pygo
Product: protein pygopus
Exons: 6
Coding region: 1-1035 (344 amino acids)
Source: RefSeq, a predicted model, not a curated record
AUGAGUCAUUUGGCACCAUACCGCCUAAAUGUACCAAAUUUGUCUAAUGAAUUGUCCAGUAGUGUAUCAAAUCCGAAGAAACGAAGAAAAAAUGUACAAACACCAAUACAGACCCCCCCGAAUGUACAGGACUUGUUACCACCUCCUUUGUCAGGAUAUGGAGAUACAAUAGUUGCAUCAAAUCCUUUUGAUGAUUGCCCAAAUACUGUUCACUCAAUGAAUAGUGUACGCAGUGGCCCUCCUAUGGGAGUGGGGCCAGGAAUGAAUAUGGGGCUGCAUAUGACAAUGUGUCGGCCAAUUGGUUCUCAGAUGAAUAUAAAUAGUUCUUCCAUGAUGCAUAGUCCUAAUACCCAUCAAAAUUCGCCUAUGAUAAGUAAUAUGAUGAUGAAUGGUCCUAGAAUGAAUAGUUCAAUUGGAAAUCAAAUGGGAUCCCACAUGAUGAACACUUCAAAUGGUCCUAUACAUCCAAUAGCAGGUCCCAUGCAUAGCCCUAUGGGAUCAGGUAUGCCCACAUCCAUGUCAGGGGUUGGUAAUGGCCCCAUGAAUGUUUCUGUAGGUAGUCCCAUGGCAGGACCAGGUUCCAUGAAUGGACCAAUGAGCAAUGGACCAAUGAAUGGCCCCAUGCAUGGAGGUAUGAAUGGGCCUAUGUCAGGAAACAUGAACAUGAAUGUAUCAAAUGGUCCCAUAGGUCCUCCAAUGAAUAACAAUUUCAUGAUGUCUCCAAUGAGUAAUAUGUAUCCAAAACCAAUGCCUCCCAGUGCUGGUAAAGUGUAUCCAGCUGACCAGCCAAUGGUAUUCAAUUCCCAGAAUCCCAAUGCCCCUCCAAUCUAUCCUUGUGGUGUAUGUCAUAAAGAAGUUCAUGACAACGAUCAAGCUAUACUUUGUGAAAGUGGAUGUAACUUUUGGUUUCACAGAGGUUGUACAGGACUAACAGAAGCAGCGUUUCAGCUGUUGACAGCAGAAGUGUAUGCUGAGUGGGUAUGCGAUAAGUGCUUAUCAUCAAAAAAUAUACCCCUCGUUAAAUUUAAACCCUAGUAGAGCUAUAUCUUCAGCUGCCACUUAUAAAUUAAUUAUAAAUAAAAGGAAGACUGAAAUGAAAGCAAAGGAAAUAUGAUAUACGUUGACAAUUGUCUACAAUUGGAGCCAAAAAAGACAAAAAUGUUGCUUUUGGGCAAAUGAGGUGCCACUUAAGGAAAAGAUUGUCAUUAAUGAAUUCUUAAGUAUCAGUAGAUAUUUACUUUAAAAAUACUUAAAUAAAACUUAAUUUUUGGCCAGCUUUGGGCCCCCACUUAAUUUAUUAAUGUACUUUUAAGGCUUUUGCUACACUCUGCAAUCUGAUCUUAAUGCAAACUUUUAAUUUAGUUUUUAUUUCUAUUCAAAUAAACGUGCUACUUAUUGACACCAAUUUUGCAGAGUGCUCUUAAAAAAACUGUAUUCAGGGCGAUUCAAGAAAGUCCAAUGAGUUGUAAUAUUUUUUUUUUUGUUAUUUAAGAUCUGUUUUGUCAUCUGCUGGACCAGAGGUUUGAUAUUUUUAGUUAAAAAUAAAUGUAAAGCAGAUGAGCCUUGUAUAAAAAAAAUUACGUGAAGGGUGUAUUUAUAAAUCAGUUAAUUUAUGUACUUAUCAGAUUACAUUAAAUAAUUUUAUAUGGAGUUCUUAUGAUGUUAAUUUUUUUAAUAAUGUUGUCUUUUAUGUACAUUUUUUAAUAAGGUAACUUAUAAAUAUAUGGUUAAAUACUGGCCUAAAUGUAAAA